This is a messenger RNA of Budorcas taxicolor (takin), 3738 nucleotides long. RefSeq names its product complement factor H (gene CFH). Lineage: Eukaryota; Metazoa; Chordata; Mammalia; Artiodactyla; Bovidae. The transcript is spliced from 22 exons. The record is from RefSeq and is a predicted model, not a curated record. Bases 40 to 3738 code for a protein of 1232 amino acids.
GCACUGUCAAUGCUAGAUGUGCCCUGAAGGGUCUCCAAAAUGAGAUUUCCAGCAAAAAUUGUGUGGCUUCUGCUGUGGACCGUUUGUGUCGCAGAAGACUGUAAAGAACCCCCUCCCAGAAAGGAAACAGAAAUCCUUUCAGGUUCUUGGACUGAACAAACAUAUCAAGAGGGCACUCAGGCUACAUAUAAAUGCAGCCCUGGAUACAGAACUCUGGGGAGUAUUGUAAUGGUGUGCAAGGGUGGAAAAUGGGUGUCUCUUCAUCCAUCGAGGAUAUGUCGGAAAAAGCCCUGUGCACACCCUGGAGACACUCCAUUUGGUUCUUUCCAUCUUGCAGAAGGAACUCAGUUUGAAUAUGGUGCAAAAGUUGUUUAUACGUGUGAUGAGGGGUAUCAGAUGCUGGGUGAGAUGAAUUUCCGUGAAUGUGACACAAAUGGAUGGACCAAUGAUAUUCCCAUAUGUGAAGUUGUUAAGUGUUUCCCGGUGACAGAACCAGAGAAUGGGAAAAUUUUCAGUGGUGCCCUGGAACCAGACCAAGAAUAUACCUAUGGACAAGUGGUACAGUUUGAGUGUAAUUCAGGCUACAUGCUGAAUGGACCCAAACAAAUACAUUGCUCAGCAGGUGGUGUUUGGAGUGCAGAAACUCCAAAAUGUGUAGAAAUUUUCUGCAAACCACCUGUCAUUUUAAAUGGACACGCUGUACUUCCAAAGGCAACUUAUAAGGCAAAUGAACGAGUUCAAUAUAGAUGUGCAGCCGGUUUUGAAUAUGGUCAGAGGGGAGAUACAAUAUGCACUAAAUCUGGAUGGACUCCAGCUCCUGCUUGUAUAGAAAUAACAUGUGAUCCUCCUCGUAUUCCAAAUGGUGUGUACAGGCCUGAAUUAAGCAAAUACAGAGGUCAAGAUAAAAUCACUUAUGAGUGUAAAAAGGGUUUUAUUCCUGAAAUCCGUGGAACUGAGGCAACGUGUACCAGAGACGGCUGGGCACCUGCUCCAAGAUGUGCUUGGAAACCUUGUGAUUAUCCAGUAAUCAAACAUGGAUGGCUAUAUUAUUCAUACAGAGGAUACUUUCCAGCACAUGUAAAUCAACAGUUUCUCUAUUCCUGUGAUCGGGAUUUUGUGCCUCCUUCACAACGUUCCUGGGACCAACUGACUUGCACAGCACAAGGAUGGUCUCCAGAAGAACCGUGCCUCAGACAAUGUAUUUUCAAUUAUUUGGAAAAUGGAUAUAACCCACAUCGUGAAGAAAAAUAUUUACAGGGUGAAACUGUAAAAGUUCGCUGCUAUGAAGGCUACAGUCUUCAAAAUGAUCAGAACACAAUGACCUGCACAGAGAGUGGCUGGUCUCCUCCUCCCAGAUGCAUCCGUGUCAAAACAUGUUCAAAAUCUGAAAUAAGAAUUGAGAAUGGAUUUUUGUCUGAAUCUGCCUUUACGUAUCUCCUAAAUAAACAAACAGAAUAUAAGUGUAAACCAGGCUAUGUAACAGCUGAUGGUAAGACAUCAGGGUUAAUUACAUGUCUGCAAGAUGGAUGGUCAGCUCAACCUGUAUGCAUUAAAUCCUGUGACAGGCCAGUACUUGAGAAGGCCAGAGUCAAAAGUGAUGACACGUGGUUCAGGCUGAAUGACAGGCUGGACUACGAAUGUCUUGAUGGGUAUGAGACUCGAGAGGGACGAACCAGAGACUCCAUAGUAUGUGGUCAAGACGGCUGGUCCGAUAAAGCUGCAUGCUAUGAAAAAGAAUGCAGUAUUCCCCAAAUGGAUACAUACUUAAAUGCUUAUCCCAGGAAAGACACAUUUAAAGUUGGGGAUGUGCUGAAAUUCUCCUGCAGUCAAGGCCGUAUUAUGGUUGGAGCAGAUUCCGUUCAAUGCUACCACUUUGGAUGGUCCCCUAAACUUCCAACGUGUAAAGCAAAGAAAGUAAAAGCGUGUGCUCCACCUCCUCAACUUCUCAAUGGAAAAGGGAAAGAAAUACACAAAGAAGAAUAUGCACACAAUGAGGUCGUGGAAUAUGCUUGCAACCCCAGAUUUCUGAUGAAGGGUUCUCAUAAAAUUCAGUGUGUUGAUGGAAGAUGGACAGCUUUACCUGUGUGUAUUGAGGAGGAGCGUACCUGUGGAGAUAUACCUGACCUUGAUCACGGCGAUAUCAAGCCUUCUGUCCCUCCCUAUCACCAUGGAGACUCGGUAGAGUUCAGUUGCAGAGAAGCAUUUACAAUGAUUGGACCCAGAUUUAUCACGUGUAUUAGUGGAGAGUGGACCCAGCCUCCUCAGUGCAUUGCAACAGAUGAACUUAAGAAGUGUAAAUGGUCAACUGAGGGAAAACCAGCACAUACGAUUGAAUAUGACCAUAACACCAACAAAAGUUACCAAUGUCGAGGAAAAUCAGAACAGAAACACUCAAUCUGUAUAAAUGGAGAAUGGGAUCCUAAAGUAGACUGCAAAGAAGAAGCACAAAUACAAACAUGCCCACCUCCACCUCAGAUUCCCAAUGCUCGAGAUAUGACAACUACUGUGAAAUAUCAGGAUGGAGAAAAAAUAUCAAUUCUAUGUAAAGAAAAUUAUUUAAUUCAAGAUGCAGAAGAAAUUGUGUGCAAGGAUGGGAGAUGGCAGUCAAUCCCACGUUGUAUUGAAAAAAUUGGAUGUUCUCAACCACCUCAAAUAGACCAUGGAACCGUUAACUCAUCUAAUUCUGCAGAAGAAAGGAGAGAAAUACAUGAACAAAGGCUGUAUGCACAUGGCACGAAGUUAAGUUAUACUUGUGAAGAAGGCUUCGAGAUAUCUGAAAAUAAUGUGAUAAUAUGCCACAUGGGAAAGUGGAGCUCUCCACCUCAGUGUGUAGGACUUCCUUGUGGAGUUCCACCUUAUAUUCAGAAUGGUGUUGUAUCUCACAAGAACGACAGUUACCAAUAUGGAGAAGAAGUUACUUAUGACUGUGAUGAAGGGUUUGGAACUGAUGGACCUGCAUCCAUAAGAUGUUUAGGGGGGCAAUGGUCUCGUCCACAAGAUUGCAUAAGCACAAAUUGUGUUAACUUGCCCACCUUUGAUGAUGCUGUACUCAUAGAUCGGGAGAAGGAUUCCUAUAAGUCAGGAGAACAAGUGGCUUUUAAGUGUCUAUCAUAUUAUCAGUUGGAUGGAUCUAAUACUAUACAGUGUAUUAAGAGCAAAUGGAUAGGAAGGCCAGCAUGCAGAGAUGUUUCCUGUGUGAAUCCACCUCAAGUGGAAAAUGCUAUUAUACAAAAUCAGAAGUCUAGAUAUCAAAGUGGUGAGAGAGCACGUUACGAAUGUGUUGGGAAUUAUCACCUUUUUGGGGAGAUAGAUGUCGUAUGUUUAAAUGGAACUUGGACAAAGCCACCUCAGUGCAAAGACUCUAAAGGAAAGUGUGGGCCUCCUCCACCAAUAGACAACGGAGACAUUACCUCACUCCUGCAAUCAGUAUAUCCUCCAGGAAUGAUUGUUGAGUACCGGUGUCAGGCCUACUAUGAACUUCAGGGAAACAGAAACGUAGUAUGUCGGAAUGGAGAGUGGUCAGAACCACCAAAAUGCUUAGAGGCAUGUGUAAUUUCAGAAGAAACAAUGAGAAAACAUCACAUACAGUUAAGAUGGAAACACGAUAAAAAACUUUACUCCAAAACAGAGGAUACUAUUGAAUUUAGGUGUCGAUAUGGUUAUCGUCCACGGACAGCACCAGAUACAUUUCGAACAACUUGUCGGGAAGGAAAGGUGGUGUAUCCUCAAUGUGGAUAG